Messenger RNA from Alligator mississippiensis (American alligator), 1703 nucleotides. RefSeq names its product G protein-coupled receptor 88 (gene GPR88). Gene Ontology annotation, biological process: G protein-coupled receptor signaling pathway. The record is from RefSeq and is a predicted model, not a curated record. Lineage: Eukaryota; Metazoa; Chordata; Crocodylia; Alligatoridae. Gene Ontology annotation, cellular component: membrane. Gene Ontology annotation, molecular function: G protein-coupled receptor activity. The transcript has a single exon. Bases 70 to 1155 code for a protein of 361 amino acids.
CAAAGCCUCCUUUCCCAGGUAAGCAUGAGAUUUGCAUGGAGGUGCCAAGACUGAGUUGCAUUCAAGAAGAUGCCCAACUCUUCCUGGAGUGCCAGCUCCUCUCUGCUGCUGCUGUGUGAAGAGUCCUCAGGGACCAGGAUCUCUUUGUCUCUUCUGUACUCCUUGUUAGCCAUAUCAGGGACCUUAUCCAAUGUGAUGGUCAUUUAUUUAGUCUUCUCCUUCAAGAAGCUACAGACCACCAGCAAUGCUUUCAUUGUGAAUGGCUGUGCCGCUGACCUGAGCGUCUGUGCCCUCUGGAUGCCACAGGAGGCGGUGCUGUGGCUGCUACCACCAAACUCCCCUUCUGCCCACUCAACAGGAUACAGGCUGCUCCGGGGGGCGCUCCUGGGCCUUGGCCUCACUGUCUCCCUGGUCUCCCACCUUCUGGUAGCUCUCAACAGGUAUGUACUCAUCACUAAAGCACCUAGUACUUACCAAGCAAUCUACCAGCGGAGACAUGUAGGGUGGAUGAUUGGACUGUCCUGGGGCCUUGCCUUGCUCUUGGUCUUGCUGCUGCCCAGGCUUUGGACACAGUGGCCUUCACAGCAGUCACCCCAGGGGGACACUAGCAGCAGUGUGCACUAUACUGCUCUGCUGGUACCUCUGGCCAUGCUCAGCCAGACGGCACUGCUGCUCCACUGCUACCUUGGCAUUGUGAGGCGUGUACGGGGCAGUGUCAAACGGGUCAGUGUUCUCAACUUCCACCUUCUGCACCAGCUGCCCUUCCCUGCUGCCCCACAGCCGCCACGCCGGGCACAGCGACGCCUCAGCAGCAUCUCUGUGCUGCUCCUCUGCUGUGUCUUCCUCCUGGACACCCAGCCCCUGGUGUGGGUGAGCCUGCUGGACUUCUUCCUGCAGCCCAUGCCCCGGGCACUGCAAGCGACCAGCUGGCUGCUGCUCUGCUCACUGUCAGCAUUCAACCCACUGCUUUAUACCUGGAAGAACGAGGAGUUCAGGCGCUCCGUGCGCUCAGUGUUGCCGGGAGGAGACGCACCAGCUGUAACUGUAGCUGUGGCAGCAGCAGCCACCACUCUCCCCACGGUGUCCCUUCCCUCCCAGGAGCUGCCACAGCUGAGUGCCAGGGUGAAGAGCAUGGGUAACCUCAUGCUUCACUGAUCCACUUGGGGAAACAUAUGGCUCCCCUGGCAAGAUUUGACAAGUUGCUGAAACAUGUAGGAGGCAUACAAGUGCAAAUGACUCACUGAACCACAGAGCAAAAUCCUCCCCUGAGGGAGAGACUUUGGAUGCUGCUUCACAGAUGCUGCCGGGCUAAAAUGUAUAUCCAACUGAUUUCCUUCCCCGUGGCAUGUAUGUGGCCUGGAAAAGCUGAUGGGGUUGGAUACUUCUGAGGACCCUGUUGCUCUCCAGGUCCUCGGUUUCCCCUCUGCUUUCCUCUCAGCUCGUACACUGCCAACUGAGGUUCCUUCACAGGAGUAGAAUGCUUGUGUCUGGGGGUUACAACCACUGCGGUGUAAAAAUGUUGCCAUGGAGACUCCUUUAGAGAGGUUGUGGACCUGGGGCUGCUCAGCCCUCCUCACAGGAAGGUGGCGCUUGGAUGUGGGUGAUUCAGAAGCUAUUUUACAAUGGGGCUUGGGAUGCUAAAUAAGCAUCUGGGAACUGCCUUGGCAGUCCCACCCCACUUCCAGCUCUCCAUUCCCACUGCC